UCUAUAUGUGGGACUGGGGGGGGGGGUGAAGCAUCAGGAAGAUGCAUGUUUCUUGCCUGCCACUUAUCUGAUGUUAGGGAUUCUUGGAUACACCCAGAAUCCUGGAGAACACGGACCCUGCCCUGUGCGCUCAGGUGCCAGGCACUGAGGCAAAGAGUCUAGCAGGCAAGCAGCCCCAAUCCUGCACACCGGGAUAUUCUGUUGGUGGGCACACACAGCCGGGCACACACAGCCCGACACCCACCAGAGAAGCCUGGUUGGCACACCCAAGGAAACAGGCGUAGGAAUCUCGUAAGGUCGUGUUUUAUAAAGUCCACCCCACUCAAAGGCAAACUUUCCCCAGGCUUCGCCGGGGUGGAAAACUCUGGCUUGCCUUCGAUCACCUGGAAGGCUUUAGAGGAUUUGUGUUGUUUUCACACCCCAAAGCCUCAAACGUUCGAACAAGGGGUAGAAUUCGAAUCAGUCGUCAUACCCCGAACUUAGCACCAGGUGACGCUCUAGACUCAUUGUCUCGGUGUUUUGAGUGUGGGGCCUUUUUUUUUUUUCUUUCCCUUCCCCUUCUUCCCAGGGCUUCGUUAUGCCAACAUAUCACAUACGUUGCACGGGCUUCCAUCAAUAACCUCCUGGGGUCAUCAAGCCAAAUUUAUGACUGGCCAACACUGUCACGUGAUUCUCUUUAAACAUCCCAUAUUUGGGCAGCGCACAUAGAAUAAAGAAAAGAAGAAUCCCCACCUAUAAAUUCUGCACUUUGGAGAACAAAAAACCCUGAACUUCAAAAGGGCCACAAAUCAAGUCUAAUCAAAGGGGUGUAAGAGAGAGAGAGAGAGAGAGAGAGAGCGAGAGCGAGGGAGAGAGGGAAAGAGAGAGAGAGAGAGAGAGAGAGAAGCUGGGUGGGGGGGAAAUAUAAUUCCUGACAUGAGUUCCUACGUAGCCAAUUCCUUCUAUAAGCAAAAUCAAAAUGUUCCUGCGUAUUCCAUGCAAAGUUAUGGGAAUUAUGGAUCACUGCCUGAGGUUCAGCCCUCCAGGUGCUGCUACACUGGGCUGGAUCUGAGCAUUACAUUCCCUUCAUCUGGGGCUUCCAACUCUCUGAACGGUGUGGACGUGUCUUCAACCCCCAGAUCUAACCCUGACCGGCCUUCCUGUACUGUCAUGGGAUCUUCAGGGCACACUUUAGGCAGAGAUGACCAAGCUUCUCUAAACCCAGGAAUUUACAGUCAGAAGGCUGGUGGCACCAACAACCCCACGCCGUUGGAAGAUAGAUCUAAAACCAGUGGGGAAAUCAAGAGUGAACCGGUGCAAGCAGCCCAGCCCAGCGGCCAGCCUGUUCAGCAGUCGCCGCAGCAGCCACCACAAAUCUAUCCGUGGAUGACCAAACUACACAUGAGCCACGAAGCAGAUGGCAAACGUUCUAGGACCAGCUACACUCGCUAUCAGACUCUGGAGCUAGAAAAAGAAUUCCACUUUAACCGCUAUCUCACCCGUCGGAGGCGCAUAGAGAUCGCCAACAACCUGUGUUUGAAUGAGAGGCAGAUCAAAAUCUGGUUUCAAAAUCGGAGGAUGAAAUGGAAGAAAGAUUCCAAACUGAAAAGCAAGGAGUCUGUCUAGUCCUACUACGGCCCUCGGCUUCUAUCCAUUUGCAAGUCUUGGAAAGUUCAGGUCUGUUGAAAAUGCCUACUAAUACUUUGCGUCCAAGUCGGAUUUUGCGCCCCCGAAGCGACCACGCGAUACGAGAGCACUUCUUCGCGGCUCCAAUCCUACCGCCGGCCGGCCCGAGGGGCGCCGCCUCCCGAGUAAACUUGCCUCCUAGGAUCGGGCAAGCGCGAGCUAGUGGUCUCGAGACAAUAUUGACGUCUCGCGCGCGUGGAAUAAAAAAAAAAAUUGCCUGGUGAAGUCGUUUCCUAGAUGCUCUUAACCGGAGGGAAGGGGAAAAAAACAACAACAAAAUCCUGGGAAAUCUGUUUGCUCCAGGAUAUGUUUGUUCAGUGCUGGGAAUGUUUUCUGUAAUUAUCUUAUUCCCUCCCCAUUUACUUAUUUUUGUAUUAUUGGCCUAUGAAAGAAAAUGAAACGGACUAAGAGCAACACUAUUUCCGCAUCUCUCCUGGGAGAUACUUGUGCAAAAUAGUAAAGCACUGUGGAGGAAUGGAAUGAGGGGGUUGGUGGGAAAAGAGUGUGAAUUCACUUGGCUUAAAUAUUCCAGUGUAUUUAUUUGUUGUGUAAUUAAUGUAGUAUGUACAUAUAUAUACAAUCCUUAUUCAAAUUACACUUUGUUUACAUAUAGUCCAUUUAAAUUUUAGUCUCUUCCCCCUUCCUUCUCCCUGUUGUUGUAAUACCUACAGUAUAUUUAUUGAUUGUAAUAUCAUAUGUGAAAGCCCGUGGAAUGAAUGAAGGGAAUGAAUGAACAGAUGAAUAUUCAUAGAUACGUAUAUUCACCAAAAUAAACUGUAAAGAAUGCUUCCAACGAUUAAAGGCCAAGUUUGGAGUGGGUGGGGAUGAAGGAACAUUUUUUUUCUUGAGCACUGCCCAACACCAGGUCUAAUAUCUUUUUAGUUCCUUCAUUUGAUUUGAUUUUUUUUUUAAAGUAUUUUUGUUAUGGCAAUAAAGUACAUCAAAUGUGAGGCAGGGUGCGUUCAUUUUAGCACACCAAACUAUUUUCUGUGAAAGGGUUGAGUUUCAAUUGCUUUCAUUGAAAUCUAGGAUAAUUCAGGACACUCCAUUUUCAGUUAAUUGGGUCCCUGAGUUUUAGAUUUAAAGGCCUGCUCAGAUCAGUGGAACUUUAAACCUCUGUCCAAUGAGAAAAAAUGGAAAUGUAAUAGAAAUCAGUUUAAAGAUCCAAUUAAUAUUACUUCAAAAUGGGUUCUUAUCUAUUUCUAGCCCCUGCAAGUAUUAUUAUUAUUAUUUACUUUAUUCACUAAACAUGAAACUCAGUCAACUGAAGAUUAAAAAAUGCUUAUUAUUAUUAUUAUUAUUAUUAUUAUUAUUAUUAUUAUUGCAGCAGAAUAAUUUGAGGUAAGAUAAAGUCAAAUGCAGAUGAUCUAUUCCCUCCCUUUCCUCAUUGAAGGGAAAGUGUUUUUUUUUUUAGUUUUAACUUUUCCUAUUUACACAGCCUAGUUUGGUGUCUUCAAAACUUGUCUGGAUUGUUUCUCAAGAGUUUUCUUUUCCAUUGCACCUUAUAACAACAGUCCAAACAAGAUCACAUUUCUAAAGAAUUUGACCAUAAUACUUCCAACUCAGCUGGAAGGAAAGUUCCCUCUUUCCCUCCUGCCCCACAGUUAACUUCCCAUGGAGUUAGGGUGAAACCUGUGCAGUAAGAAACUGGGCUAUUGGUGACAAUAUCUGAACUUUCUGAGUGUGUGUGAUUAUUAAAAGGAGUCGAAAUAAGAAUGACAGGUUUUUACUUUACUCUCAAGGAACAUGGGCUAAAAGGUAAAGAACAAAGAGGACAUUUCUAUGUGUUGGGUUUAAGACAAAAGGUAUCCAGAAUAUGCAAUACAAAACUUGCAUAUUCUUGCAUAUAUAUUAUAUGUUCACAUGCAUCUAUAUUUUUUGAUUUGUUUAUUUGGUUUGCCUAUUGGUGGUAUUACUGGACCCAGUUAGGUGGAAAUUUGAUUUGACUGGGAUAGAUGCAGGCCUCCGGAAGUGUGGUUGGCAGAACUCGAUGCAUAGAUGUUUCAUGCGUAUCUACGUAGAUCCAUAUAUGUGUUUUAUUGAAUUGCAUGUAUCAAUGUGAGUCUGGGGAAUGCAAUUGUCCAAUUCUCUCUCAAACCACACACAAGCCCACCCAAACUAGCUUGCUCAUGCCUGGCAUGUCUUUGGGGCUAUUUACAGUAGAAAUGCAUGCUUGGGAAUUCGUGGGAAUGAUCUCAGUAGCACAGUAAACCUUUGUACUGUUUUCCUCCGACACCAUUUCAAACAAGGGAGCAAUUUCCUGAACCCCUGAAGCAAAAGUUACUUUCCAGGAUGGUGGGAGCUUUUGAAGAUACUCCUAAAACCCAUAGAUUUCUGUCUCUGACCUCAAAAUGUCUGUUCUCUUCCUCUGAGUUCAUUGGUAUUUUUAGCAUUGUCUUUUUAUUAUUGACAAGAUAAAAUAAUAAUAAGGUGACUAAG
Molecule: messenger RNA, 4104 nt
Organism: Pantherophis guttatus
Lineage: Eukaryota; Metazoa; Chordata; Lepidosauria; Squamata; Colubridae
Source: RefSeq, a predicted model, not a curated record